CAGAGAGGAGGGGACAGCUCCUUGUGCCUUGAGGGAGGUAAUCAGUGUGGCGGAAGUGCCGACCAACCAGGAAUCACAGCCGUUGACGUGCAAAUGAACCCAGCCGCACUUGUCCUCCUGUCGAAUCCACUCUAGUGUAGCCCUCCCGAAAUCCAUGGGGGGCUUUGCAAGCGUACAGGUACCAGGUGGAGGAAAUGAAGGCUACCAAAUCCUCAAAAUGCAGCACAAUUCUCCAGGUUAUUGUGCAGGACUGGAGCCCUUCUUUGAUUUCAUCAUAGCAAUUUGUGAUACAAGACUAAGCAAAGAUGAUGACACCCUGAAAGAUGCACUGGAGAGGAAUGUGGACAAACCUACCAAACUUAUAUUGUACAGCUGCAGGACGCUAGGUGUGAGGGAGACAAUGGUCACACCCAGCACCAUGUGGGGUGGAAGAGGACUGCUGGGGGUCAGCAUCUGCUUCUCCAACUUUCAAGGAGCCAGGGAAAAUGUUUGGCAUGUUCUGGAAGUGGAGCCAAAUUCUCCUGCAGCCCAGGCUGGCCUCCAAUCCUACACUGACUACAUCAUAGGAGCGGAAACUUUGCUGGACAAGAACGACUGUCUUUUUAAACUCAUCAACGACCAUGAAGGGAGACUACUGAAGCUCUUUGUCUACAACACUGACACAUGCGACUGCCGAGAGGUGCACGUCUGGCCGAAUCAUAACUGGGGGGGAGCGGGCAGUUUAGGCUGCGAGAUCGGAUAUGGUUACAUGCACAGGGUACCUUCAACGCCUUUUGCUAAGAACAGGAAACAAGAAAAUGAUGUUGGUCUUACUGCUGUGGUUACGACCGUUCCAGCGAGUGUAUCGUCCGGAUCUGAAAAGACGGAUACGGCUUUUGACCCUACCAGUGUUCAAGCAGAUCACCUCCCUCCAAAGCAGUCCAUCACAGUCUCCGCCUCUUCGUCGGAACAUUCUCUCCUGACCUCCAGUGCAAACAGUGCUAUUACACAGGAUGAAGCAUCUCCCUCUACCGUUGUCCAAAUGAUCAGUUUGGACAGCCCAACAAAUAUCACGUGGUCUGUAGACACAUGGCGCUCUCAAACUGUGUGAGAAUCAGAUCAUCCUAACUUACAUGUUCAAACUAUUUGUGCUUAAGGGUUUUAUGAAGGUGAUGUGGAUUUCCUGUGAAGUGUUAAAAUAUAAUUAUUUUUAUAUACAAACAACUGUAAAAAUACAUUGCUGUCUAGAUUAAACAAUCAUUAUGCAGUUUUGGUGUCUCUGUUCGACUGUUAAUGUAGUCCUCCCCAAUGCCACAGGGUGUCACUAUACUGAAAGUAAAGUGAUGUAUGGAUGGAAUGGAAAUGAUACUCCAGGUAGUCGUCAUUCACUUGGGGGAAGGGGACAAUUCCUGUCAUUUAUUCACUCUUAGUGGAACUAUACAAUUUGUACCCGAAGUGAAAUAUACAGCCCUUGAAAAAAAUAAGAGCAAAAAAAGCAGCAAAAUGAAUCCACCAAAAAGGCUUUUUUUUUUUUCUUUUUUAACCAAGUGGACAUUGUAACGUUUUGUACAUGUUACUGCUGCAUUUCGAAAGUCAAAGACAAACUGUACAGAAUAUACUUCUCCAAGUUAUCUGUAUUAAUAUUCCUGCAUAGGAUUUUAUGCCACAAUUCUACAUUUGGUUACUUUGUGCAUGAAACGGAAGUACAGAACGCUUCCUCGGCCUACAUGACACUAGAUGCCUCUUGUAUGCUACACAUUACAUUCUCAUGGCAAACAAACUCUAAAGCCUAACAUGUAUGGGAACAAAAGAGAACCAAAUCAACAGUGAUUUUUUAAAAAUGUCUCCCCCCCACAAUUCUACUCGGUGACUGUUCUUCAAGGAUUCACUUUGAGUAGCUCAAAUGUGAUAUUUAAACAAUAAUUACCAGCAGGGUGUCCAGUCUCCUCUCAGGCCUCUCUCCAUCUGCAACGUUUGAUCAGUGUCCACUCACAUUUUCUUCAAGGUACGGAGUCUUUUUCAGUGCAUUUGUCAUCUCCUCAAAGCGGCUGACUUGACCAUGUCAUUUAUUAAGUCAAGAAAACAACAUUCCAUUACCCUCUAUCCAUAGACUAAGUCAGAGGAGACCAGGCAGGGAUGUGGUCACCGCACUCCCUCCAGCUGCUCGCUGCCCGUCGGCCUCGGGGAGGCUCAUCGUGCGCUUAGUCAGGCUGUGUCACAGUAUUGGGCUGUCAGUAUGAGAUGAUGCUGGAGGAGGCUGGUCCUGAGCCAGCUGCAUUCAUCUGAAGAUUCCCAGAGGAGCUAGACCUUCGUAUGUGAGGGAGCAGGUAGGGGUCACUUCCCAUCUGCUGAACGCCAAUCCGGUCCUCCUUCCUGUACGCCAGGCAGCGCCUUAUAAAGGCCUAUGAGGAAAAGGGGGAGUGUCAAUUCAUUUUUGUCUUGGGGUCACUAUUUUGUCUCCUUCACAGGUAUAUUACAGU
This is a messenger RNA of Corythoichthys intestinalis (scribbled pipefish), 2459 nucleotides long. Its product is annotated as Golgi reassembly-stacking protein 2-like. Gene Ontology annotation, molecular function: protein binding. The transcript has 8 exons. NCBI's taxonomy places the organism in Eukaryota, Metazoa, Chordata, Actinopteri, Syngnathiformes, Syngnathidae. Bases 155 to 1090 code for a protein of 311 amino acids. The record is from RefSeq and is a predicted model, not a curated record. Gene Ontology annotation, biological process: Golgi organization. Gene Ontology annotation, cellular component: Golgi apparatus.